AUGGUACAAACUAAUUAUGAUCAUUGGUUGCCUGACCCUUUCAAUGAUAAAAGGCGAACAAUUGCAGAGAAUUUGUUGGAUUAGUUAUAGAACAAUCUAUGGAAUGAAUUUGGAGUUUUAGCUGUUAUGGAAACUUAUCCAAUCCAUAAUGAUGGUACUUUCUAUAUUAUUAUAAUGAAUGCUAAAUAUAAUAGUUUGAUAGCAUUUGGAUAACCUGAUAUUACCUAAACUGAAAAUUGA
Paramecium sonneborni is the source of this 240-nucleotide messenger RNA. The record is from the annotation of a GenBank genome assembly. NCBI's taxonomy places the organism in Eukaryota, Ciliophora, Oligohymenophorea, Peniculida, Parameciidae.